Messenger RNA from Trichoplax adhaerens, 1110 nucleotides. RefSeq lists its product as uncharacterized. The transcript has 18 exons. Gene Ontology annotation, cellular component: membrane. Gene Ontology annotation, molecular function: transmembrane transporter activity. The coding region runs from base 1 to 1110 and encodes 369 amino acids. NCBI's taxonomy places the organism in Eukaryota, Metazoa, Placozoa, Uniplacotomia, Trichoplacea, Trichoplacidae. Gene Ontology annotation, biological process: transmembrane transport. The record is from RefSeq and is a predicted model, not a curated record.
AUGGAUGUUUCGUUUUUAUUAAUUUAUGGCUUCGGAAUGAUACUAAGCGCAUAUAUUGCAGAACGGGUCAACAAGCGAUAUUUUCUAACAUUUGGAAUGCUAGCUAUGAUACUAUCUACUGCGCUUACCGGAAUGGCUUACUUUGCUAAAAUUCACAGCUAUGCCUAUUUUAUUAUAUUUCAAAUGUUGAAUGGUAUAGCGCAGUCUACAGGAUGGCCUUCCAUGAUUGCAAUUAUUGCAAACUGGUUUGGAAAAGGCAGAAGAGGAUUCUUUUUUGGCUUAUGGAGUUCAAAUACAUCCGUAGGAAAUAUAUUAGGCUUACUUAUUCCUGGAGUCUGGGCACAGGGUCAUUGGGGAUGGUCGUUUAUUAUACCGGCACUUAUAACUGGAGUUUUCGCAAUUUUAAUCUUCUUUAGUCUAGUCGAUUAUGAGGUCGUACAAACGAUAACUAAAGAUGAUCAGCAGGAGCAACUGUCCAAAACUAAUAAAAGUGCUACUUCACCUUCAAAAGCUGUAACGAUCACUGACGCCUUAAAAAUUGAAGGUGUAGUCAGUUUCGCCUUAGCAGUAUUUUUUGACAAGUUUACCAGCUAUACUUUCUUAUUCUGGCUGCCUUUCUAUUUGGAUAGUAUACUAAUAGGGGGAGUCCGAUAUAAUGGCAAAAUCGCGGCAUUUAUAUCUAUUUUCUUCGAUAUUGGAGGAAUUAUAGGUGUAAUAGUAGCAGGUAUCAUCUUUGAUAAAACUAAUAAAAAGGCAAUAAUCAGCAUGACACUGUAUGCGAUCUCAAUUCCAACGCUAUACCUCUACCAUUUUUACGGAAGAAUAAAUUUAGCCUCCAAUAUCGUUUUAAUGAUUAUUUCUGGCAUUGCUAUUAACGGACCCUUAAUGCUAACAGUUGGUGCAGUGGCAGCUGAAUUGGGUAACAGCCCAACCUUGAAAAAUAACGAGAAAGCUACCGCUACAGUGUCUGGAAUAUUAGAUGCUACGGCCUCAAUCGGUUCUGCGCUUGGACCAUUAUUAACUGGUGUCAUACUACCAACGGGAUGGAACAAUGUAUUUUACAUGCUAAUGGGCUCACAAAUAAUAUCAACUUUGGUACAGGAAUAUUAG